AUGAUAAAACACCAGCUGGUUGAUAAACCCUUUUCUGGUUCCAAAUUGCGUACCCCUGAAAGCGACACCGUUUGCGCGAGAUGUCCAGAAGGAUAUUUCUCUAGUGAUAGAUCAUCCAAAGCUGCUUGUCAAAUGCACACUAACUGCAGCGCCCUGAGUCUCAAAUUGGUCCAGAAGGGGGACUCCACACAUGACAAUGUGUGCCAGGGAGAAGACAGUAACAGAUUGGAUCAGUCAUGUGGAAUCGAUGUCACCUUGUGUGAAGAAGCGUUCUUCAGGUUCAUCGUGCCCAAAAAGCUAUCUUCCACCUGGCUGAGCACCCUCAUGGACAGCCUGCCUGGGGUGAAGAUCAAUCUUGAAAACAGAGAAAUAAUUAAACAGAAGAGCAGCCUGCAAGAUCAGACCUUCCAGCUGCUGAAGCUGUGGAAAGAGCAAAAUAAGGACCAUCGUACAGUCAAGAAUAUUGUCCAAGGUAUCGAUCUUUGUGAAAAUAGUGUUUUAAAGCACAUUGGCCAUCUCAACAUCACCCUUGAGCAACUCAAUACCCUGAUGGAAAAUUUGCCAGGGAAAAAUGUCGGCAGAGAAGAAAUUGAACAGAUUUUUGGGAUGUGCCAAUCCACAGAGCCAAUUCUGAAGCUCUUGAAUUUGUGGAGGAUAAAAAAUAAAGACCAAGACACCAUCAAGAGUUUGAUGUUUGGACUGAAGCAUCUGAAAUCAUACCACUUCCCCAAAACAACAAUUCAAGGUUUUCGGAAGGUGGUGAAAUUCCUCCACAGCCCCACGAUGCAUAGAUUAUACCAGAAGCUUUUCUUAGAAAUGCCAGGAAACCAGAUCCAUUUGGUAAAAAUGAGACGUGGGUAGUUUUAAGUUCUCUGAUCUUUCAUUUGCCACUUGCUGCUAGCAAUAAUUAAAUGGGGGAGGGGAAAUGUUUUCCAAUAUGAUAAUGCUUAUUUAUAUUUAUGUCACAGACUGGGAUAGCUUAGACUAUCUUAUAAUUUUUGUUGUUGUUUUGUAACAUUAAAAUGCUUACCUGGAUUCUGACUCCAUCCAAGAAUUCCAGUGAAUUCCAUGGACAUAGAGAGAAAUAAUAGCAAAAAAAAAAAAAGUUUAAAAAAAGCAUCCCGAUUUGCUAUUUAUAUUAAUUUGAAAUCUAAAUUGUUGCAUGUAUUUAUUACCUUCAUUGGCAACUAUUUGAGAUUAAGUGCUGAAGCAGAUGACCACUUGUUAUAGAAUCAUAGGGCUGGAAGGGAACUUGGAGGUCUUCUAGUCCAACCCCCCCCCCUGCCCAAGGCAGGAGUCCAUCCCAGACAAACCAUGCCAUUGUUCAAACAUUUAUAGCCCACUCUGUACUAAUGGCCCUAAAACUUUAUUUUCCAGUCCUUCAGAGUCUCUAGUGUGGUGUCAUUGAAAUUCAAUAUCAAAUCAAUAAGAGAUUUUCUCUUCAAUUUCAAGCAAAGAAAAACAAAUCCUGCCAUGCAUGCAAAUGUGCGUUAGGCAUCUUAAAUGCGACAUCCUUCCCCUCUUUAUCCCUACUUAUAUGAUAUCAUGGUGUCGGUGGCCUUUGCUGUCCUAGGCUCCUGCAAAUGCAAAUCCACAAUAGAGGAAAUGCAUAGUUCCAUUUGCAUAAAGAGGCCAGUGGCCAUUCAUCCUCUACUAUAGGGGUGUCAAACACAAGGCCCAGGGGCCAGAUCCGGCCCAUGGGGUACGUCGAUCUGGCCCGCGGGGUCGCC
Thamnophis sirtalis is the source of this 1730-nucleotide messenger RNA. NCBI's taxonomy places the organism in Eukaryota, Metazoa, Chordata, Lepidosauria, Squamata, Natricidae. The record is from RefSeq and is a predicted model, not a curated record.